CUUCCCUAAAUUUUUACAGGCUUUCUUUAAACAAAGCUGGCGCAUGGAAUUGGAUGGACGUUUCGCUUUCGGCCUUGUGAUGGCGACACCGGCUGGGCGCCGGCCGACGUGGAACCCCGGACCCCACGCUACGGGCAGCGGACAGGAAAGGCGGGAACUCAGAUUUGUCGUAUCAUAUCAUACGUGAAUGAGAGAGAGAGAAAGAGAGAGAGCCCUUCUGUUCCGUUCCUAAUCUGCAGAUGCUGUGCAGAGCAAGAGCUCUACUCAAAUGGAGAAACAUUUGAGUUGGGGUUUGUUUGUUUGUUCGUAUUUUGAUUUUUUCAAAGUAAUGGGUGAUGGGUGUUAGUGAAGAAAGGGACUCGCUCUUGUGUUGUUGCGGUAAAUGGGUCUGACCUGUUUCGGAGUAGAUAGAGGGCAGCCGCUGAGUAGAGACUAGAGAAGGGGGUGUUUCUAGAUCCCACUGUUCUUCAGCCGCUUCUGUUCUGUUCUGAAACAUUUUCUUUGUUUGUUUUAUAUAUGUAUUUAUGAUGACGACGAUGAUGAUGCUGAUGGGUGUUUGCUUUCUCGAGAUUUCGGUUUUUUACAAAAAUAGUCAGAUUCGUCCGAGAUGGACGGGUUUCAUUUCAGCUGAGAUAAAAGUUUGGAAUCGGUGACGAUACGAUUCUCUCUUUCUUUUCCGUGAAGAUUUGAGCUGGAAAAUUCGAGUUCUUCAAUUCCAGUUUUAAUUCAGACCUUGAACUUCGCUACUCUCUCUCCCUCUCUCUCUCUCUCUCUCUGAGCAUUUUGCGGAAAUUUUGAUUUUUGGGACCGAGUAUGGUUAUUCGAAUUUGCGUUUGGAGUUGGAGCUGCGAAACCAGAACGAACUCUCACUCUUAACUUCUUCGGCUUUUGAAGUUUUUCUGGGAUAAUUUGAUCGUUCAUUUUUGGUAGUUUCAGCGGCUACAAUAGUCAGUAGGGUUCUUAUCUUGAGGGGUGCGAGAAGAGGCGCAGUUUUUCAUCUGGCUUUGGUUUUUCUGCUUGGUUCAAUUACUGGGACGUCUUCGAAGUCAGCACAGAUACUUGGGUUGUCGUUUAUUCUUGAGUUUUUGCAUUAGAUCCCGGUUUGAGGUAUGUGUUCCCAUGAGUAAGAAAAACUUACAUUAUUCUCAAUUUAAGCAUGAAAAUCUCUGCACAGUUUGUGGUGUUCAUGAAGAUUCUGGUUUGGGUUUUCUGCUUUCAUUGUAACGUGAUGCUAUCCAAAGCAGGAAUGGUUAGACACAUAUCAAGUGAGUCUCCUUCCCCUUCUAACCCACCCAAAUACAGGAAUGGACUUGAGAAGCUCAUUUUGAGCAUUUUAUUAGGAGUAGUGACUGGAUUGAUCUGUGCAGUUCUUUUUGCUUGCCUAGUUAGAUUCUUCCGACAAUAUAUGAAUAGAACCCCCAUUCUCAAAGGACCUGUUGUGUUUUCCCCAAAAAUCGAACCCAAGACGCUCAGAUUGGUGCUGUCAAACGAAACCGUAGACCAAAACCAUCUGAUAGGAUCAAGCCUUAAUGGAAGGUACUACAAGACGGUUCUUGACAAUGGGCUUACAGUUGCAGUGAAGAGGCUUGAGCCAUUUGAAAAUGGUUCUCCAGAGGCUCGGAGCAGCUCAGUGAAGAGACGGUUGCAGCAGGAGCUCGAAAUGCUCGCUGGCUUGGGACACCGGAAUUUGAUGAGCCUACGGGCUUAUGUUCGGGAACCAGAUAGGAUUUCGUUGGUUUAUGAUUAUGCUCCCAAUGGGAGCCUUGAGGAUGCAAUGAAUAGAGUACGGGAAAAUCGAUUGCUGCUUGGCUGGGAAGUACGUCUUCGAAUUGCAGUUGGGAUUGUUAAAGGGCUUGAAUAUUUGCAUUUUGGCUGCUUCCCUCAAAUUCUGCACUGCAACUUAAAACCUACAAAUGUGAUGUUGGAUGCUGAGUUUGAACCUAGACUGGCAGAUUGUGGGUUGGGUAAGCUUAUUCCCAAUUUGAACAGAGCUGCAUCUGGGUAUAGUGCUCCUGAGUGUUUUCUCAGUUGCAGGUAUACUGAUAAGAGCGAUGUCUUCAGCUUUGGGGUAAUUCUGGGUGUGCUAUUGACUGGUAGAGACCCUAUGGAUCCAUUCUUCAGGGAAACAGCCAGUGGGGUGAGUUUGGGGCAAUGGCUACGGCAUUUGCAGCAAGCAGGGGAAGCUCGGGAGGCUCUGGACAAGAGCAUUCUCGGGGAAGAAGGAGAGGAAGAUGAGAUGCUUAUGGCAGUGAAGAUUGCUGUUGUGUGCCUAUCAGAUUCGUCUGCAGACCGACCCUCCAGCGAUGAGCUCGUUUCCAUGCUCACUCAACUCCACAGUUUCUAAAGCAAUCACAAGUAUCCCCUAUACUGUUGGGACUCCAGUCUUCCCCAGGUCUCCAAAUUUUGCAAAUUGGAUUUUUUUUUGGUUUUCCUUUUUAGCUUUCUAAGCCUUGGUCUUCUCAAGCCAUGUGCAGCGGGUGCUUAGUUUUCUCCAAUUUUUUGACCUGUAUGUGUACCCUACUCUAGUUUCGGGUGCUGUGUAGGUGACAAAAACCAAUCAUCCUGUGUAAAUUAAAUUGAUUAAAGAGAUGAUGUUGGUGGUGUUAAAGGUAAAAA
This is a messenger RNA of Malania oleifera, 2616 nucleotides long. Its product is annotated as inactive leucine-rich repeat receptor-like protein kinase CORYNE. Gene Ontology annotation, molecular function: ATP binding; protein kinase activity. The transcript has 2 exons. Lineage: Eukaryota; Viridiplantae; Streptophyta; Magnoliopsida; Santalales; Ximeniaceae. Bases 1157 to 2344 code for a protein of 395 amino acids. The record is from RefSeq and is a predicted model, not a curated record. Gene Ontology annotation, biological process: protein phosphorylation.